This is a messenger RNA of Cotesia congregata, 3291 nucleotides long. The record is from the annotation of a GenBank genome assembly. Lineage: Eukaryota; Metazoa; Arthropoda; Insecta; Hymenoptera; Braconidae.
AAUAUCGGGUACUUGCAAACAGGCUUGGAUGAAAAAGUCGGUAAUUUUAUCGCUACUCUAUCAACAAUAACCUCUUGUACUCUAGUAGCGAUGUAUUACGGCUACCAAUUAGCAGGAACGCUGAUCGCAGUUGUUCCAGUAAUAUCUGCGAUAAUUGUAAUAACUCGUCGAGUAAACAAUUGCAUAAAAAAACGAGAAGCCCAUCACUACCGAGCAGCCCAGGCGAUGGUAAGACAGACCUUGAAUCACAUGAGAUGCGUGUGCGCAUACUCCAAAGAAGAAUAUGAAGUCAACAAGUACAUCAGCCAUUUGGCGCCAGUUGAGCAGUGCGAUGUUCUAAAAGGAACCAUUUUGUCCAUAACUGGCGCCACGCUCUGGAUAAUAAUUUACGGGAUGUAUGGAUUCGCUUUCUGGCAAGGAGUCCAGUUUUUGAGAAUCAACAAGAGCUACUCCGUCGCUUCUUUAAUUAUUGUCUCGUUCUCCACCCACAUAGCUGUCUUUUAUAUAUUCCAAAUUCCUCUGUAUAUAAAUUUUAUGUGGAAAGCAACCAUCGCUGCGAGAAAAAUUCUGGUUAUGAGUAAAAGGACGCUGAAGAUAGGUGGCGCUGAGCCAAACGAUGCUGAUUCUAGGAUUAUUGUCUUCAAUAAUGUUACUUUUAGAUACUCAUUAACUGGACAAGCGAUACUCAAAAAUGUGUCCUUUGAAAUUGACCGAGGGACAACAGUGGCCAUUUUUGGACCCCAAUGUUCUGGGAAGACAACUCUACUGGCUCUAAUUCAUCGAUUUCAUUUUCUGCAACGGGGAAAAAUCAGCUUCAAUGGAAUGAAUAUCGAAGACAUUGACCUAUUCUGGUUGCGGAAGCAAAUCGGGUUUGCCCAGCAGUGUCCUGUACUUUUUGGCACCACGAUACUGGAAAGCAUCACCUGUCUUACAACUUGCAAGAGUCUUGACUGCGUACAUGAAGUUGCUGAGAUAGUAGGAAUGCAUUCGUUGAUUUCAGAACUUCCAUUGGAGUAUAACACUCCACUGACCUGGGAUUUACAGGUUGACCAGAGACAGAGGCUUGCAUUAGCCAGGAUUUUGUACCGCAAACCUGAAAUUCUGAUGAUGGACGACUCAGUGUCAGCUUUGUCUUCUGUUGAUGAAGAAUUCAUUUUUGAUCAUUUAAAACAGACUUAUGAAAAACUAACAAUAAUUAUAGUAACAAAUAAUCCCAGAAUUUUGGAAAAAGUUGAUAAAAUUUUGUACCUAACUGAUGGAAGAAUAGAAGAGUUUAACAGUGUUGGACAAAUGGUCCAAACGAAUCCGGAAGUUGAUAGUUUAAUUAUUGAAAAAGACGGAACAGUUGAUAAUUUUGAAGUUGAAACGAUGGCAAAAUGUCGGGACAAGCAGCCAUCUUGUCCUCCAGUGUUUCCUCGGACGUCAAGUUUCUUCGGGCGAAGCUACCAGCAGCUUUUGCGGUCAGGAUUGGUGCAAAUCGGGCGAUCGGGAGCGUUUCUCCAAGUGCCUAAUGUUUCAACUUACACCCUCGAAAGCAGAACGAUGAUGUUUAAAAAUCUGAUAAAAUUUCUUCUAAGAGACAAGCGAAGGUGGCUUCAAUUACUAUUCGCGGGUCUUGCUUCAGUAAUUCUGGGUUUGAACGCUCCUAUGUACACUGUACUUUAUGGAGAAACUCUGAGCUUAGUGGCACUGUUCGACACCUCUGAGCUCCUAAAACGGUACAAAUUUUUCACGACUAUGUUUUUCGCCGCUGGAUUCGUCGCGAGUUUUUGUAAAAUUGUCCAGGACUCGAUGCUCAGUUUUGUGGACAGCAAACUUACUACCAGGAUUCGCAGAGAGACUUUCAGGAAAAUUUUGCAGAAGAACAUGGAGUGGUUUGAUACAGAAGCGAGGACUAUUUGUGAGAUCGUCGGAGUUUUGAGAAAGCCGCCAGAAGCUCAGCAAGGCUGUGCUAGAAGAUUGGUGUUUUUGAUAGAAACUCUGGCUUCUGUUACCGUCAGUAUCAUCCUUUCGAUGUUCUAUAACUGGAAAUUGGGCCUCGCUACCCUUUUUUUGACUCCUAUGACCCUUUAUAUGCUACAAUUCAACAAGCGAUUGGUUACCGAACGCAAUUAUCAUGUUGCGACAAGUUUUAACAAAGCUAAAAAGAUGAUAAUUGAAGCAACGAGAAAUGCCGAAGCAAUAGCCGCAUUAAAUCUAGAGAGUAAAUUUAUAGACUUGGACGAUGAUGCCGAUAAUUUAAUAACCAGUAACCAGAACAAUGUUAAGCUACAGGCGUUUAUUUAUGGGUGCUGCGUUGCAUUACCUCAAUUUGCAUACUCGGUCGCGGUAUUUUACGGCGGAUACAUGCUAAACAGAAAUGAAAUUGAUUCAACAACUGUUUUCAAAGUUGCGGAAGCUAUAAUUCUAGGAACUUUAUUAGUCGGCCAUUUGGUGUUGCCCAUGGAGUCAAUGUCCCAUGAAAUGAACCUGUCUUCUAAUUUCGUAGACAUUCUAGACGACUCUAAGGAAGUAAAAAGCGGGGUUAGGGUACCAGAUUUGCAAGGAAGAAUAACUUUCCAACAAGUAUCAUUUGUUCAUUCUUACUACGCAGCAAUUCCUAAGUUGUAUGAAAUGAAUCUUUAUAUCAAACCUGGAGAACUUGUUGCUUUUGUCGGUAGAUUGCACUCUGGAGUGUCUAUACCUAUUCAACUGUUGUUGGGGUUCUAUAAAAUAACUUCUGGAGACAUUUUUUUUGAUGAUCAGCAGCUGAAUGAUGUUAAUAUUAAGGAGCUGAGGAGGCAAAUGGGUCUUGUAGAAGGAGAGCCGAGGUUUUUUAAUGACUCAAUUGCUUACAAUAUUUCUUACGGUGGAAAUCGUAAAAUGUUGGCCAGCGAAAUUAUUGCUACUGCUAAAAAAGUCGCAUUGCAUGACUUUAUAUCUUCUUUGCCUAAAGGAUACUAUACAGUACUAGAUGAUUCGGAAAUAAUAUUAACGACCAGUCAAAAAAUAAAACUCUCUCUUGCUAGAGCACUUGUGAGAAAUCCACGGAUUCUUCUGUUUGACAAUCUAAAAAAAUGCGAGACUGAAGAAGCUCAGCAGCGAUUAGAAGAUAUAAUAUCUUCUGUAGCAGUAGGACGCACAUGUAUCGCUUCAACACACGACCCACUAUCAGCGACACGAAUAUUUUCGCGGAUUAUUUUUAUAAAUCGCGGAAAUAUUUCAGAGUCUGGAACUCAUGAAGAGUUGAUAAAAGCCAACGGACAUUACGCUCGCUUUUGGAGAGAAGAAAGAAAUAGACUAUCUAAUUAA